AUGGAAUAUUUAAACAAAAUAUACAUGACAGCGCUUGGCAAAAAAAGAGAGGUAACUAUUGAUGUUGAUGAAGACAUGUCUGAUGAAAACAUUAUGAAUAGAAUAAAACAGAAAAAUUGUUGUAAAAAAUGGAGUACUAGUAUGUAUAAUAAGAAUAUAUUAAUUAAUUAUAGAAAGGAUGUAGAUAAAGACUCUUUUUUUAUAAUAUUUGAAAAGGCUUGGAAAUUAUUUUUCCAUGAUGAUACAAAAGGAAAAAAAUUACUGUUGCAUGAAGAAAAUGAUAACAAUAUUUAUUCAUUACCAAAUUUUUUAAUUAUAGAUAAUUUAUCAAAUUAUAAUUCUAUAGGUAAAGAAAAUAUUAGAAGUAUGAAUAAUGAUCAGUGUGAUAAUGAAGAUAAUAUGAUUAUAAAUGAUGAUAAUACAAAAUAUAUAUUAGAAGAUAUGGAUGGUAAAAAAAUAGCAUCGAAUAAAACGUUCCCCUUAAAUAAAAAAUUUAUUGAUAUAUAUCAUAAACAUGAUGAUACAUAUUGUAGUUACGAUAAAGAAAUUGAGGACUUCUUAAUAUUACCAGAUAUAAUUAUUACAAACAAUGAAACCAUUAAUGUAUAUCAUGAAAUCAGCGAUGAUGAUCAAUCUUUAAACGUUAAUGACAAUCAUGUGAAAAAUGAAGAGAAUGAAAAUAAUGUGGACAUAACAUAUGAUAAAAACGGAAAAUACGAUGAAAAUGGAAAAUACGAUGAAAAUGGAAAAUACGAUGAAAAUGAAACAUACAAUAUAAAUGAAACAUACAAUAUAAAUGGAACAUACAAUAUAAAUGGAACAUACGAUGAAAAUGUUACAAAUAUUGAUAAUAUUAUACAAAAUGUUCAUAUUACAGAUAAUAUAAAUAACCAAAACGUUACAACAAAUUCAUCAAAUAUUUAUAUCCUUAAUGAUGUAAAAUGA
Molecule: messenger RNA, 945 nt
Organism: Plasmodium reichenowi
Lineage: Eukaryota; Apicomplexa; Aconoidasida; Haemosporida; Plasmodiidae
Exons: 1
Coding region: 1-945 (314 amino acids)
Source: RefSeq, a predicted model, not a curated record